CUAACAUUUCUCAAUUCCCAAGUUGCUCUGAAACACAGGAGAGAGAUGGGUAUUACAGGAGGACUAGUGAGAAGCAUUUUCUUCAGAAACAAAUCAUUUGGGGCUCAUGACUACAACAAUGGAAGAAGCAAUCUAGGAGAGAAGAAAAGAUGGAGCUCGGUUAGAUCGUACCUUUGCGGAGAUGAAUUCAACUCUGUUCUCGCUGUUGAUGAUUCAGGGUCGAUAAAGGAUUCUGUUGACGCUCUUCUAACAAUGUCUCAGCAUCUUACUUCAGAUUGUGUCACACCAUUUGAUUCGGUUAUCGCCAUUGAAGAUUCAGCUUCUGUGAAACAACAUUUGGAGGAAGAGGACUCUGUUUCCGUUAAGAGCUCAGAGGCAACAGUUACUCAGCCAUUACCGGACGAGAAACCAAAGUUAUCAAAAGAAGAUGUCGAUAACCAAAGCGAAACAACAGAGACGCAUAUACCAAAGAAGCAUCAGACAACUCCAAUCUCCAAGUUGUUCCUCGAAGAAGAUGCUGCAGUCAAAAUUCAGACAGCAUUCAGGAGUUACUUGGCAAUACGUAAGAGCAAAGAAGUAGAAGAAACAGCUGUUAAUGAAGAGAGCUUCUCAGGAGAGGAAUCACAAGGCAAGGUAUCCAUGGGGACAUCACUAGAAGUUCAGACAUGUAAUUCCGUGAAAGCGCCGUUUUUUAGGAGAAAACGAGUAUCAGCAAAUCGAAGAACAUUACAGAAGAACAAAACUCAAGCUCUGAGGAUAAAGGAAGACUGGGAUGAUAGCACAGUGAGCAGCACCAUAUCGCAACUCAGAAUUCAAAGCAGAAUCGAAGCAAUGACAAAGCGAGAGAGAGCACUUGCUUAUGCAUUUUCACAGCAGCUACGAAUCUGCUCAAAGAAGAAGCCAAUAGAUCGCAACAGUGAAGAUGAAUCCAACAUCGGUUGGAGUUGGCUAGAACGCUGGAUGGCAACCCGUGUACCAGACAGUUUUCCGAUUGAGCCACGGACAAACAUUCAGACAGAUAUUGCGACGAAAAAUCAAAGAUUUGUAAGAAAGAAUAGAUCUUUUGGUAUAGCUGGCGAGUUGGAGAGCUGUGCAUCCAACGAUAUACCCCUCCAAUUUGAAAGCAUAUCAGAGAAACUAGAAGAUGAAACAGAGAAUUUGCAGACGGAAAAGAGCACAUCAAAGCGAAAAUCGGUUCCAAACUACAACGGCCAGAGAAGGCAUAACAGGCUUCAAGCAACCAAAAGAGACUUGCAACAACAGACAAAGAAAGCUAAGAAGGCCAAGACCAUAGCCACAAGCUGCAAAAUUGGAAAUGAAUGUGAAGAAACCUCACGGAAGAUCAUUAGCAGCAGCUAAGAUAAUAGUUACCUGUAAAUCUUAGCGUUUAAACAACUCUUGUUUCUAAAUAGUUUCUUCUUUCGAUUCUGAUAACAACAUGCUUGUAAAUUAUUUGCGU
Messenger RNA from Eutrema salsugineum, 1459 nucleotides. RefSeq names its product protein IQ-DOMAIN 1. The record is from RefSeq and is a predicted model, not a curated record. Bases 46 to 1359 code for a protein of 437 amino acids. The transcript has 6 exons. NCBI's taxonomy places the organism in Eukaryota, Viridiplantae, Streptophyta, Magnoliopsida, Brassicales, Brassicaceae. Gene Ontology annotation, molecular function: protein binding.